Amphiprion ocellaris (clown anemonefish) is the source of this 7040-nucleotide messenger RNA. RefSeq names its product melatonin receptor type 1A like (gene mtnr1al). Gene Ontology annotation, molecular function: melatonin receptor activity. Gene Ontology annotation, cellular component: membrane. The record is from RefSeq and is a predicted model, not a curated record. Lineage: Eukaryota; Metazoa; Chordata; Actinopteri; Pomacentridae. Bases 475 to 1539 code for a protein of 354 amino acids. The transcript is spliced from 2 exons. Gene Ontology annotation, biological process: G protein-coupled receptor signaling pathway.
AGCGGCUCCGCAGCGACUCAGAGGCUCAGAGCUGAAGUUGCUCUCAGCACGUGCGUGUGAAUGACCGUGAAACCGGCAGGCUGACAGACACGGCGGCGGCAUCUGCAGCUCAAUGAAGCUGGCGUCAUGAAUCACGGAGCGGAUUUGUGAAUGAAGACUCGGAGCGGAAACGUCGUUCCAGCUGCGCCGCAGGACGCGAUCACCACACGAAGCGGCUGAUCUGAGAAGCGGUUUUCAUUCAUUUUUCCUGUUUUAAUUGGAACUAGGAGGCAGGCUGGGAAGAUUCCAGGUGAAUGGCGAAUGCCCACAUUGUCACUGGUGACUAAUCAAAGACAAAACUGAACUAGUUUCGCUGAAAUGUCCCGCUAUGCCUCAUUUGGAGACGUGGGCGCGUAAAGGACGCUUUGCUCCGGUGCCAUUGCGCGCAGCCAUGCGCACAGCUCCAGGCUGCGCUUAGUCUGACCUCCGUGCGUUAUGCUGAAUGGACCGACCUUCCGCGGCCACGACCCGAUGCGACUCGUCGACCCGAGGCACCUUCCGCAACUGAUGUCCCUGGAGGACCAUGAGCCCACCAUGGUGGAGGGGACCCUGGGGCCCCGCAACACCACGCCCGCAGGGGACGAAGGGGCCCCGGGUCAGCAGCACCAGUCUUUCCCCUGGGUGGUGACCUUGCUGGCCGGCGUCCUCAUCACGACCAUCGUGGUGGAUGUUAUCGGGAACCUGCUGGUCAUCGUGUCCGUGUUCAGGAACAGAAAACUCAGGAAGGCAGGAAACGCCUUCGUCGUGAGCCUGGCCCUCGCCGACUUGGUGGUCGCCAUCUAUCCCUACCCGCUGGUCUUGACCGCCAUCUUCCACGACGGCUGGAUCGCUGGCUACAUCCACUGUCAGAUCAGUGGCUUCCUCAUGGGCCUCAGCGUCAUCGGCUCCAUCUUCAACAUCACAGGCAUCGCCAUCAACCGCUACUGCUACAUCUGCCACAGCCUCAAGUAUGACAAACUCUUCUCCAACAGCAACACCAUGUGCUACGUGGUGCUCGUGUGGGCACUCACCAUCCUCGCCAUCGUGCCCAACUGGUUCGUGGAGUCCCUGCAGUAUGACCCACGGGUCUACUCCUGCACCUUCGCCCAGUCGGUCAGCUCGCUGUACACCAUCACAGUGGUGGUGGUGCACUUCAUCCUGCCCAUCGGCAUCGUCACCUACUGCUAUCUGCGCAUCUGGAUCCUGGUCAUACAGGUGAGGCGGAGGGUCAAGCCGGACUCACGGUCCAAAAUCAAACCGCACGACCUCCGCAACUUCCUCACCAUGUUCGUGGUGUUCGUGCUCUUCGCCGUCUGCUGGGCGCCGCUGAACCUGAUCGGCCUGGCGGUGGCGCUGGACUCCAGGCUGAGCCGGGCCAUACCGGAGUGGCUGUUCACGGCCAGCUACUUUAUGGCAUACUUCAACAGCUGUCUCAAUGCUGUCGUCUACGGCGUUCUGAACCACAACUUCAGGAAGGAGUACAAGAGGAUCGUCCUGAUCAUCUUCAAGUUCCACUGCUGAGAUGAAACACUUAGAACAGAGGCUACAGAUAGGGUUUAUUUUAACUUAAAUCACAAGAAAACACCAUUAAAAAGCCAUGAGCAAGAGAAAAAGAAGAACUUGACCAUGACAAAGAGAAGAAAACAGGACUAAUGGAAGGAAAAUAAAACAAAUAAAGAGCUGUGGCAGAGGAAAAUAAGAGCACUUAGAAUGAGUGAGAAAAAUAGAAGAACUUAAAUAGCUGGAGGAGGAGAGGUGGAGGGUGGAGACGAAGUGAAAUAAAUGAGGCCACACUGAGUUAUCAGUGAUGCCUUCAGGGAAACUGAGAGACUUAAAAAAUGCAGAAAGGGGAGGCAGAGACCAGAAUUUGGGAGAAACUCCUAACUUAGUAAUGUGUUUCUUCACGACUUUCUUUGCUAACGAAGUCAUGAAUUACCGUUGAUGAGUUGCUGCUUAUAUUUUUAACCAACUUCCUACUUCAAUUCGAUGUUGGGUUCUGAAAAUGUUGUGAUUCUUUCAUUGGAUUCAUUUUGAUGCAUAACCUCCUUUGUGAACUAGAUUCAAGGCAGAAAUCCUCCAAUACUGUGAUUUUUUAAAAGGACUGUUUCUGUUUCUUGAUUGUUUACUGAAGACAAAAUAGCAAAGAUGAUGAAAAAAAAACAAACAGGUGCUUCUGGGAGAUUUGAGUAGUGUAUUGAAGUAAGAAGCGAUUGAAGAUGCUACAUUUCGAACACUGAGAUCUAACAUGAACUCCAGUAGGAGCUGAGAGUCUUCUUGGCUGCUUAUUUACCCUAAUUACUUGGAUAUUUUAAAUUCAGUAUUAAUGAUUUUUUGAGGACUGAGCCAAGAACAGUGGAAGACAAAGAGGGAGAAAAGGAUGGAGGACUUAAACCGGUGACUUGACCCUUUGACCUGAAAUGACUUGAUUAGAUUCACAAGCACAAAGAUUUUUCAAAAAAAACGUGAAAAUUCCACAGCAGUGAUUUGAGAGGUUUCUAGACAAUUUAGUACAUUUUCUCCUUGAUAAACGCAGAAAGGUUCUUUAAAAAAGAAUGGAUCUAUGAUGUAAUUUCAGAGCCUGCACACCUUGUUCUUCCACAAUCAUGGGAAAUACAAGCAACAUUGUGUUCUAUUCACGAACCAGUCAAGUGUUGUGAUGGUUCUGGUAAUCAGUGGAGCUGCCGUUUGACCUGCUGUAUCAACCAUAAUCCCAACUCUAAACAUUCAAAUCAACACAAGAAAAACUGGAUCCCUACUUAUUGUGAAAUGAAAUGAAAGGAAAGCAGUCAGUUUGUCCAAUAAGAUCCACACUGCGAUGACACUGUGCACAUGAAAAUAGCUUUUUGAGGCUCUAAGUAAGUUCACAAGGAUUCAAACCGUAACAUUUGCUCUUAUGAGGAUGGAAUCAAUGUGGAAGAACCUUAAAGUGUACAGGCACAGACUGCCACUAGUUGCUGGCUUUUAAAAAAAAAAAAAAAGCCUAAUUGAUGUCAUUCACAGUUGAACAGCUAAUUCAUUACAGUUGCUGUUACUAAAUUGGCGCCGGCUAAUAGCUGUGCUGUAAAAUAUGGCUCAGUUAAUAGGGAUUGGAGGCUCAGAAAGCUGCCAUUUAGUUCACCAAGGUGUCUAAAUAAAUGAUUAAAUGUGAUCCCGAUCUAGGUUGCAGAAUGUAGAACGUGCACGUGCCAAAUUUAGGCAUAUCAAAUAGACAUAUCGAUAGUUAGGGUUAUGGUUAGGGUUAGGGAUUUUUUGGGGGCUAGCAUGAAUUUUAGCCACGACCAAUUCUUUAGUUUCAGCUGAUACAUUUGGUCAUCCAGAAUGGGAUUUGUCCAUGACACUGCCCAUUUCUUUAAACUUUUUAACCACCCUCGUCACCGUGGAAAAGACAGAUGGAAUCCUCCUUGGAUGACAUGCAUUAAAAUCAUCUGCUAUCUUUUGAUAUGUUCAUUGAUGUCCACUGAGAAGUUCCAGUUCAACUCUUUCUUCUUUCGACAAAGCCAUAUUUAAUCUGUGGAGUCAAAAAAAAAUUAUGAGAUUUCCCAUGUGUCUAGACUUUAGGAACACCCUGUACUUACAGGGCACAAAUUGGUGCAUAAAAGUCCCCUGGUCCAGAGUGUGAAAGGUGAAAUAUCCAUAAUGCUGCUGACCACAAGCUGAAAAUAAGAGCUCAAAGCUGCUCCAGUGGCCAAACCUCGCUACGUUCACCUUCACAUAUAAUCUAUGGUUGAUUCUUUGUGCCUCAUGCGUAAUGAGUUCUCAUGCAAAAUCAGCGAACAGUGCCCUACAGCGUCUAAUAAGACACGCAAACUGCUAUAACAACCUCUAAUUUAUCCCUUUCUCUACUUUGUCACAUUUCAUGGAGAGACGGUAAGAAGGAAAAGCUGUGUUGAUUACAUUUUCAAGGUUCUAACAACAGUUUACUGAUAAUUACUAGUAUAUAUCUGCUGAUUAAAACCAACAACAACAAAACUUUAACUGGUAGUUUAGGAGCCCAUAAUGACUUGUUCAAAAUCAAAGUUUAAGACUUGGACUUGACUUUUAGUGCCAACUUCUGAAACUACGACUUGGAAAACAAAAACUCUUCACCACCUCCGGAGUCGUUCCUCUCUGCUGAAAGCUGUGUUGCUUUGUACCCCUGAGGCACCGACUUGUUUGUCCUUCAGGACGGUCUCGCCUCGUCGCACGACCGCCUCCUUAUACCUGGGAAACGAACACGCACAGGUGUGAAGGAUUGUGCGCCUCUGCUGCAUCCUGCUCUAAUCCCAUCUGAACAUGUUUCCUCACAGGCGUGUUUGCAUGCUCUCAAACGAGCAGAAACAGGAGGAGAAAAACAAGGUGUCUCGGCCAUUCAGAAGCAAUACUGUGUCCGCGUUCAUUCAGACUCUUAGCUUGAGUUCCCAAAACCCACAAAAACACGGCAGAGCUCGUUCACUGCGCUCAGCUCCCUCCCUGCAGCGAGCACAUUUACUUUACCCUUCGAAUCCAAACAUUAAUCACGAGAAUUAACAGCAAAAAAAAGACAAGAGGAAAAAAACUGUUGAAUAUAAAUAAUUAAAUUACAGUUGUUCUGAAUGGUACUCUGACCACAUCACUGUGUUUCACACUCCUGGAAAGUGGAAGAUUAGUAUAGCCUGUGUAUGAAUAAGUGGAGGUGCUGCUGCUGCUGCUGCUGCUGUGAUAAUCUGCCUGUGCUUCAGACCCAUUUUAAUGAGUUCACAGUGUGUGUGUGUGUGUGCGUGUGUGUGUGUGUGUGUGUGUGUGUGUGUGUGUGUGUGUGUGUGUGUGUGUGUGUGUGUGGAUCCGGCUGCUCUGGGAUCAGUUCUUCCCCAGUUUCAAGGUCCACUAAGGGUUCUUAAAUUGGCAACAGGGCCAGCUGUUGGAAGGAAGAGUGUGUUUAUGCCUUCGCUCCAUUUUCGUGCCAAAAUGUUGCCAGUUCCAAACCUAGUUAAGAUGUUUACCGGGAAAUUUAAAGAGAAAUGCUCUUUAGUUUCUACCCGGUGAGCACUAACUGGGCAAUUGGCAGGUAAAAUGACAUCGUAACAUAUAAAACUGAAUUUGGGAAGUUUAUAGGACAGCUUGAGAGGCCGGUUGAUGGACUUUGUUACCACUGGAGAUGAGCCAGAUCGGUUUUAUGCCAAGCUGCUCUAACCAGCAUCAAUCUUCUCAUUUCAGCAAGAAAGUGAAAGAUAUUAACCAAAAAAAAUGUCAAAUUGUUCUUUCAACUGAUUAACUAAGUCACUAAAGAGACACUACAGGUGAAUAGGGCAAAGAAAAAGUUAAACUUUCCCAUUGGAUUACUUACAUUAUUGUUUUGUAUCGCAAGUUUUCUGUAAUGGUAUUUUCAAAUAUGCAAAUGAGCUAUUACAUUUCUAAAAUUGCAUGCAUAUAUGGAACAGAAGUCUGAUCACUGGAUAAAGCCAUGUUUAAACUUCAAAGGUUUUUAUAGAGGGGGGUUUUGGAUGUUUCUUUUUCUUGCUCCAUAAAUUAGAAAAUAUUAUUAAUAGAAAGGAAAAAGAAAUCCAUUUUUGUGAUGUUUUAACAAAUAAAAUGUUAUAUAAAGCAGGCUAUGAAUAAUACGUGGACAACCCCUUUGUAAAAACCUCUAGAACAUAGACAGGAACAAAAUUGGAAAUUUUGGUUGCUACUGAAAUUAAAAUAAUUUGGGGGAACUGCUUUUAAAGAUUUGUGUUGCAAUUGGAAUCUAUAGCCUCAAACAGAAAACGUGUUGUAAAGAAAAAACACCUAGAUGUGAGUAUUUUUUGGAUGUUUUCAUUCCGUUCCUCUGAAACGUGACAUGAAAGCGAAAUAUCCAAAAUCUCAAAAUUGGCCGGUGCAUGAAAAAGCUGAUUUUGCCCACGGUGUCUCACCUCAACAUGGGAAUUCCAUCAACUCCACAGGGUUUUCAUUUCUUCUGCUCAAAAACAUUGCUGGAGGAAGUUUAUUUGUCAUCAUGACGAGUGUUAGAUAAAGUAGAUGAAGCUAGAGCCAGAUUAUGAUUAGAUUUGCAGAACAUAAAGACUGGAAGCUGAAGGAAAACGCUAACCUGAUGAUUUUUUUUCUUUUUGUUGCCUAAUUCAUACAAAAAGAAGGCAAAACUUACAAUUUACACCUAUAAGGAACAAUUUCCUGGAUGGGAGCUGUGACUUCCCAUAGAAACCAAAUCAAAUAGUGUCCUUAGUGAGUUUACAAAUAGUUAGAAAGUGGAUUUUGUUACCUUCAGACAGAACUGGAUGUGCAGUUUCCCUCCAUUUCCAGUCUUUGUGGUCAUAGCUUCAUAUUUGCCACACAUACACGAGAAUCUAAGUGUUUGCGAGAAAGCAAAUAACACAUUUAGACAUAUAGAUCACAUGUAACUAUUACUUCAGUCUGCAUCAGAUUAGAUACUGAAUCAUAUUCAUGAAUGAAAUAAACCAAAGGAUCAAAACCUUUCCUACCAGUUAAUGACCCCAGAUGUUAAUAGAAAGCUGUCAUAAGGCUGAAAAAAAAAUGUUUUUCUUUGAAAAUGAGAUAUUAAAUCAAAGAAUGAGCUCACAGUGUCGAAACCCACCUUCAUUGUGCACAUAGAUCUGAAUUUACAUCCACAGGAGCUGCAGCCAGUAAAUGGACCCCUGGUGUGGGCUGGUUAGAAAAGCCGGAUGAGGAUAGUAGCAGAUAUAAUUGGCCCACUGAGGAUUGAAAAGUAUAGCAUCUGCCUUUCACCUGUAGUCGUGUACAUCGAAAGAUCUCAUUUUUCUUCUUUUCAGUGCUUAAAAUCAAUGCAAUGAACUAAGCUUGUUGUCGUCUGUGUGUUUGGAACAGUUAAAAAAAAGAAAAUAUAAUAAACGUGUCUGUGUCUGUGGCUGAAGGCCAGCCAGUUGCAAUGGAAGCCAACAGUAAAUGAGAAUGUACCUGUUUUCCUUUCAUACGCUGUUUUGCACAUCGCCGUGGAGAAUGUUUCCUCUGAAUGUCUGUAAUGUUGAUGAGACAAAAGAAACCCACCAAGCCCUGGAAAACAUGUCUUAAUAAAAGAACGUUCACUGUGA